AUGCCGCCCAAGAAGCUGCCACUAAAGGCGUCGCAGCAGAAGCCGCAAACACGGACGCCACAGACUACUCCAAUACAAGCCCACAAUGCAUCUCCCAUUUCCACUCCCACCAGCACACUAGCCAUCCCCGAGCGUGACAUGAAGAAAAGCUCGUCUGUAAGUGCCCAGCUCGCCCUCGAAGUCGCGAAGAAAGCGUACGAAGUCCGUCAAGUAGCGUACGGCGCCGCCGACCCCAACGCCCGCGAAGAAAUCCUGGCCACGGCCAUCAAUAAGGAGAUCGAGGCCGAGUCCUUCGGUAAGGCCGCUAAGUAUAGCCGGUUAGGCGCUUUUCGGGGCCUUAUAGCCGGUGCGGGCCUCGGCGUCUAA
Molecule: messenger RNA, 366 nt
Organism: Cladophialophora immunda
Lineage: Eukaryota; Fungi; Ascomycota; Eurotiomycetes; Chaetothyriales; Herpotrichiellaceae
Exons: 1
Coding region: 1-366 (121 amino acids)
Source: RefSeq, a predicted model, not a curated record